AUGUCGCAAAACCAGCCUACAACUCGUCAGCGCAAUGACGAAGCGGAACUCGACCUUCUGGACUUCAUCUACGCCCAGCCGAACCGGGACGAGAUCCAGGGAAACCCCCAGAAGGUAUUGGAUCUGAUUGACGAAUUUGCGAAAUCGCGCCAUCUCAUCCAUGUGGGGCCCGAGAAGGGGAAGGUCGUAGCAGACCUUAUUGCGGUGCACAAGCCCCAGAUUAUGAUCGAACUCGGAGGUUACGUGGGCUACUCGGCCAUCCUGUUCGGCGAUGCCGUGCGUCGGGCCGGUGGCAAAAAGUACUACAGUUUGGAGGUCAACCCCGAAUAUGCCGCCAUCUCGACCCUGCUGCUUGAUCUGGCGGGUCUCCGGGAUUUCGUCCAGAUCCUGGUGGGUCGUAGCGACCAGUCCCUGGAUAAGUUGUACACCAGCGGCGAAGUGCCACAGGUGGAGAUCAUGUUCAUUGAUCACUACAAGCCCGCAUAUACCACGGAUCUGAAACUAUGCGAGCAGCUUGGCAUGAUCGUUCCUGAUGUGUCGGUUCUGGUGGCUGAUAACGUGCUCUAUCCGGGCAAUCCACCGUACCUGGAGUAUGUCCGGGGCACGGUGGAGCAGAAGCGAAAGGCGGCCGAGAAGGGACCAAUCCAGAUGUAUAACACGGAGGGUAUACCUGCUUCGAAUGUGCGGGCCUUUCUUGGCUCGGACUCGACGCCCCUGUUUGACAUCCUCGGGGAUCCGAAUUUGGUGUAUGAGAGCACGCUGAGUCAGCCGGAGGGACAUCGGGAUGCCCUUGAGAUUACUCGGUGUGUAGGUGUAGAGAAAGCGUGA
Messenger RNA from Aspergillus pseudonomiae, 828 nucleotides. Its product is annotated as O-methyltransferase. The record is from RefSeq and is a predicted model, not a curated record. Gene Ontology annotation, molecular function: O-methyltransferase activity. The transcript is spliced from 3 exons. The coding region runs from base 1 to 828 and encodes 275 amino acids. NCBI's taxonomy places the organism in Eukaryota, Fungi, Ascomycota, Eurotiomycetes, Eurotiales, Aspergillaceae.